AAAUGAAGCAAACCAAACGUAAUAGAGAGCGGCCUGGCACUGCUAAACAGCCAUCUUUCAGCUUCACCAUUAAAAUGCUUGAAAAUACAUCACCCAUGAGACAGAAUAUUGGAGGGAACAGGCUGAGACUAAGCCAAGGGGUCACAAAGAAGGAAGCUAAAACUCAAUCUCUGAGGAAUAGUGAGAGUCCGAGAAAUUCCAAGUUCAUGCCGAUAAAGAUUCAAAAUAUGGACUUUACAACAUCAAAUCAAGAACAGCCUAAGAAAUUCUACUCGAACAAAACUUCAACAUUCCUCAAGGAUCCAAAGAAGGGAUUUUACAGAGUGAACCAUAACUUGCUAAACAAAGAUCUCUCCAUUGAUACAAAUAAUGAGGGAUUAGCUCCUAAUGAAUUUUUCCCAAACGAGACUCAAAUACAGCCAAUAACUGAUUACCAAGCUCCUGGAAGGCGGAACCAACCAAUUCUUGGCAGAUUAAAGAAUCACUUGAGAGGUUCCUUCACUGCUCGAAAGUAUUUCAGUGGGCUUGCUCGCAACAGCACCAACACUAGUACGUCUAAAUAACCAAAAGAAGCUAAAUGGCUCAGUUUCAAUGAAAUAAUAAGUGUAAAAGAGGAAGGCAUCAGAACAAUGGGCAUAAAAUAUAUAUCAGGAAAUCCAAAAUGAAUCCAUUCAUCAGCACUAAGAAAAAGUCAAAACCCAGAAUAAAAGUAGAAACAAAAAAUUUCACCAAACCAAGAAACUCAGAUAGUCAAAUCUCUGUUGGUUUUGAUAAGCACACUGAUGAUAAGAUGCUCUGAAGAUCAAAUAGGCUCCUUUAUAGAAUGUUUAACCCUCCAAAGAAGAUAUGCCGCAAAUCAAGAUUUAAAACCCGAAUUCAGAAGCAGAAUAUGCUUUCUUUUAACCAAACCCAGACCAUGAAGAGGAAGAAGAAGAUCAAUCUAAAUGCAACCCAAGUUAUAAAGAACAAGCAGAUAUUUUCAGCGCAAAGGUCUAAAUCAAAGAAGAAAUUUCAGGACAUCUUAGAUGACCCAAAAGAUAGAAAAUUUAUGCUUCGAGGAGCUCAAUAUAGAAAAAUGCUAAGAGAAAGAAGCAAGGAGUACCCCCAAAACCCAGGCGAACAAAUAGAUAUAAAGCUGAAGCCCUCCAGAAGAAGUCAGCGCUUGUGCAGGAAAUAAGGAUACUGAUGACUCUAAUCUAAAGGAAGUGUACCUUGAGAAGAUCGGGACACGAGAGAUUAAGCCUAUUCUCAGUCCUCGGAGAGAGGACCAAAAGGACUCCAAGAGUUUCAAUAGCUUUGAUAGCCCUAGUGUUAAAGGUGAAGAAAGUAAGCUAGCCAAGAAGGAAAGUGCUUAUAAUACGCAGAACUUAGACCUAUUCAAAGUUAAAUUUGAUGUUUCUAUUAAUAAACGAUCAGAGAAUUUAGAGACCAAGGAACUUGAUAGUUCACAGACCAGAAGAGGCCUGAAUACAAUCGAUUAUUCUUCAAUAGCAGCAUCAAACCUUUGUAAAGUGAAGCAGAGGUUUAGAGGUCGAGUGAAAUCAAACUCAAAAUCUAAUGCUGAUUUGUCAGAUGUUAAUUAAUUUAAAAAUUU
Messenger RNA from Moneuplotes crassus, 1594 nucleotides. Lineage: Eukaryota; Ciliophora; Spirotrichea; Euplotida; Euplotidae. The record is from the annotation of a GenBank genome assembly.